Messenger RNA from Brugia pahangi, 246 nucleotides. Lineage: Eukaryota; Metazoa; Nematoda; Chromadorea; Rhabditida; Onchocercidae. The record is from the annotation of a GenBank genome assembly.
AUGGCUUUCUAUUCGUCGAAGACCGGCGGACCACCCACAACGUUUGCAAACGUAUCACAGUGUAUGGUUGCUGCUGCACACGAUUUCCUCACGUACGGUUUCACCACAUGCGGUUUCCUCACAUGCAGCUUCCUCCCAUGCGAUUUCUUCACAUACGGUUUCCUUACUACUAGACCACCCACAGUGUCAUCACAUCCCAGCAGGGCCAGCAUAACAGAGCGAUUACAAAGAGUACGUUGGCAAUGA